This is a messenger RNA of Hevea brasiliensis (rubber tree), 1051 nucleotides long. Its product is annotated as transcription factor MYB13-like. The transcript has 3 exons. The coding region runs from base 115 to 891 and encodes 258 amino acids. The record is from RefSeq and is a predicted model, not a curated record. Lineage: Eukaryota; Viridiplantae; Streptophyta; Magnoliopsida; Malpighiales; Euphorbiaceae.
UCUAGUGGAAAUAAUGUAGGAUAUAAUGGCAACAACUCUAUAGGCAAGGCAACGGCUUUUAAGAUGCAAAAGUAAUUGUUAAAGAUAGAAACCUAGCUCCAUCGAAGAGAUUUGAUGAUGAGGGCUCCAAAUUCUGAUCAAAUACCAUUGAAAAAAGGCACUUGGACUCCUGAAGAAGAUCACAAGUUGAUAGCUUAUAUUAACAGAUAUGGCAUUUGGAACUGGACAGAGAUGCCAAAAGCAGCAGGUUUGUCAAGAUCGGGGAAGAGUUGCAGGCUUCGUUGGAUGAAUUACUUGAGGCCGAAUAUAAAGCGUGGAAACAUCACUAAGGAAGAAGAAGAAACCAUAAUCAAUCUGCGUGAAAUGCUGGGAAAUAGAUGGUCUGCAAUUGCAGCAAGACUGCCCGGAAGAACAGACAAUGAAAUAAAGAAUUACUGGCACUCCCACUUGAGAAAACACUUGAAGAAGAACAAUGUGGUGCAUGAAACUAAAUCGCCAGAGAAGCAAACAACAAAAUUUCAAACUCCAAGGACGAAUACAUCCGAAACUGAUGUCUCAUUUUCAUCGACUAGUGCUCCUGAUGCAUCAACUUCAGGAAGCUCCAAUGGGAUCUCAAAUGCUGCUGGUGGUAAUUCGUCAUCAAAUUCUAAUAAUAAUUUGGUCAUCACUGAACUUGGUAAGAACCUUCAGGCUACUGUAGAGGUGAAUACUAGUUUAUCUGACCUACCAAGGGAAGUCCAAAGUUGGAAGGGACAGCCAUUGUCAACUGAAGACUUGCAGAUUUUGGAGAAUUAUGAAGAAAUGGACACACAACUUAUGUGGCUGGAAGAGUGCUUUUAUCCAGAUGCUACACAGAAUGAUAGUGGAAAUGAUUUUUGGAUGAAUUUUUGAGGGAAGCGAAUACAAAUGAAAUCUAAAAUACUUUAAAGUGGACCGAAAGCUAAUUUUUCUUUUUAUUCAUUUGACUCUGAAUGUGAUUGAAACGUGAGAAAUCUCAUAGUUCUGAAGGAAAAAACUUCAGUACCAUUAAAUUAAAAAUUAAUUAAGCAAA